AUGCCUGCUGCUAUCUCAAUUCGCAAAGUGGACGGCAAGCCCGGCCAAGUUUACUAUCCUCUAGAGAAGAUCAAUGUCCCCGAAAGCACGCCCAAGGACAACCAAGUCGUUGUCAAAAUCACCGCUGCAGCAUUGAACCACCGAGACCACUUCAUUCGUCAGCAUCUCUACCCAGGCACAACUUUCGGUGUUCCGCUACUCGCAGACGGCACUGGCAUCGUAACAUCGACCGGAUCCUCUCCCGAAGCAAAGAAAUGGCUGAACAAGCGUGUCAUCCUCAACCCAGGUAGUGGAUGGAAAGAUGACCCCGAGGGUCCUGAAGAUCCCAAAGGAUAUGCUAUACUUGGAGGAACAAAGCUCAACCCUUUGGGCACCUUGACUGAGAGUCUGGUCAUUGAUGCGUCUGAGCUGGAGGAGGCACCCAAGCAUCUCUCCAAUGCUGAGGCUGCAGCAUUGCCUCUCACGGGUCUGACUGCCUGGAGAGCGGUUGUCACCAAGAGCGGCAAUUGCAAACCUGGCCGCAACGUCCUCAUCACUGGUAUUGGAGGUGGUGUAGCACUCAUGGCCUUGCUGUUCGCAACUGCCGCUGGUGCGAAUGUCUUCGUGACCAGUGGAAGUCAGGAAAAGCUAGACAAGGCCAAGAAGCUAGGUGCUGCAGGAGGUGUUAUAUACAAGGAGGAGGAUUGGGAAAAGAAGCUGUUGGAGCAACUACCCAAGGACAGAAAGUUCCUUGAUACUGUCAUUGAUGGCGCUGCUGGUGACAUUGUUGGAAAGACCUUCAAGAUCUUGAAGCCUGGCGGUGUCAUCGUCUCAUAUGGCAUGACGACGGGCCCCAAGAUGCCCUUCACGAUGGCUGCUGUUCUCAAGAACAUUGAUCUUCGUGGCUCUACAAUGGGUUCAAGAAAGGAAUUUGCUGACAUGGUCAACUUCGUUUCGUCCAAGAACAUUCGACCUGUCGUAUCAAGAACAGUCACCGGGCUUGACGACCUCGAGGGUAUCGAUGGCUUGUUCGGGGACUUCAAGAAUGCCAGUCAAUUCGGUAAGCUCGUGAUUGAGCUUGAGAAGGGAACAGAAGCUAGCAAGCUCUAG
Aureobasidium melanogenum CBS 110374 is the source of this 1089-nucleotide messenger RNA. RefSeq names its product NAD(P)-binding protein. Lineage: Eukaryota; Fungi; Ascomycota; Dothideomycetes; Dothideales; Saccotheciaceae. Gene Ontology annotation, molecular function: oxidoreductase activity. The transcript is spliced from 2 exons. Bases 1 to 1089 code for a protein of 362 amino acids. The record is from RefSeq and is a predicted model, not a curated record.